CGCGGCACCGUCAGUUCCUCGUCGGCUCUGAAGCACUCAGGGCACCGCAAGCUUUCGUUCUGCAAAAGAUCGCGCCAGACGCUUUGAAACUUUUGCCGGUGCUUCUACUUGUAAUAUUUUUAUUCGAAGACGACAGGCGAACUUCGAAGAACUUGAGAGAGCGAAUUUCACCCACAAUACCAAGAUGUGGCUGACGCAAGUCCUGGCAUUGGUCCUGGCGCUUUUCCUGACAGCCGAAGCGUCAACGACUGUUCUUCCCCGCCCUCCAAAUUACAUGCAUUUGCCGAUCAACUUUGAAGAAACCACCCCUUCCUACGUAAUUGGCGUGCCAGUCAACGGACUGGAACUGACCGCCGCCACCCCCAGCCACCAACCGAGGCAGAUUCCUCCCCCGCCCGCCCCCAGACACACUAGGAUGACCACCCCAGGGUACCAGGUGGCGCCGCCGCACUUCCGGCUCCUCUGGGCCGAGCUUGACGACAACAUCCCGCAACACACCCCUCAACCCUUCCUGCAACCGACGCAACCGUUCCGUCGCUUCCACGUGUGAAGACACAAAAAGUGGCUGAAGAAACAGACUUUAUGCCUUUAAUUUAUCACAGACCCACCACGUGUUUAAUUACCCAGUGCACCGCUCUAGUGAAUUUAACAUAUUUUUAACCCUUAAAUUUUUAUCUGACUGCAACGAAUUCUGUAUUUUUCUAUAGUGAGUGAAAUCUAUUGUGAAUGGUUAUGAAUGGAUAGAUCUUAGUUUUAAGUUUCGUAGUUUGUAAAUUGACAGCUCCUUGAGUAAUAAAUUCCUGGCUGAGAUGUAAAUAGCUCAAUUGUUACUAGAAAACUUCAUAAAAUUAAACUCCCAUGUUAUAUCCUGAAUGAUUUCAAUGACUUUAUGAUUAAAAUUUUAAAAUCAAGGGUGGAGCUAUUUAUUAGCUUUUAAAGUAUCUGCUGGAGCACAAUAAAUUUUUGCAUUGAAUCGUCCUAAAAUUUGGAAUUUUUUAUGCUAAAAGAUCUUUUAAAAUUAUAAGCAAGAUACAAUUUGUUUUAAUCUGUUGCAAUCAAUCAGGAUCUUAUUUAGGGAAUUUUUAUUUUCUGAAACGUUUUCCAACCCCAUAAAUCCUGAAAAUUGGGUUCGAAUUUUAUUUUUAUAAAUUGUCCUACCUGCUCAGCUUUCAGGGUGAGCUCGAUGAAGAUCUGCUGGAGCUUCUCAUUGACGAAGUUGAUGCAGAAUUGUUCAAAUCCGUUGCACUCAAAGAUCUCGAACCCAUAAAUGUCCAAAAUCCCAGUGUUAUUGCUGACAAUGUUGGUAACCAUUGCGCUGUUGACGCUCUGCAAUCAAGAGUGGAGCAUGACUGUGAUUGCAAAUAAAAGCACAAGAAAAAGCAUUUGUC
Molecule: messenger RNA, 1388 nt
Organism: Neocloeon triangulifer
Lineage: Eukaryota; Metazoa; Arthropoda; Insecta; Ephemeroptera; Baetidae
Exons: 2
Coding region: 185-550 (121 amino acids)
Source: RefSeq, a predicted model, not a curated record